AUGUCGUUAUUUGAAGCACCGUUUAGCAUUGAUACCACCCUUGCUCGUGCACAACGCAGCUCAAUUGGCAGUGUCAUCGCGGCCAGAAAAAUAUCUGUGGUACAUGAUGAAGUGGGUGUGAAGCGUGUCAAUCAUGUCCCUAACGGCAUAUACGAGAGGUCACUGCCCUCGCUGCAUUUUCUACGGUGGCGGCCAAUGUAUCAUAUGCUGGCUGCCAAUGCGUGGAUGAAUGGUCCUUGCGCACCUGGAUACGAUCCCGCAACAGGACUUUAUCAUGUUUCAUUCCAGUGGAACCCAAGACGAAACGUAUAUGGCAAGAUCGCGUGGGGAUCAAUGGUCUGGGGAAAAGCGUCCUCCAAAGAUUUGGUCUCCUGGACUGUCUCAGGAACACCAAGUCUCCAACCUGGAGAGUGGUACGAUAAGGAGGGAUGCUUUAGUGGUUGCAUGUAUUCUGCGGCUGCCGAUGGGUCAAGAGGCCUUACAGUCUUCUAUACUGGCGCCAGCCGGCUACCACUACAUUUCAGCCUUCCCGAUAUUUGCCAGUCAGAGACAUUGAACAUUGCGCACUCUAGGGAUGGCGGCGUGACAUGGGUCAAAGAUGAAGCAAACCCAAUUCUCCCCGAAACACCAGCAGGCCUGACCGUGACUGGCUGGCGUGACCCAAUGGUUGCUCCUUGGCCCUCGUUGGACAUGGCGCUCGGGAGACCAGUAGGAGAAGGGAAUCUAUACGGACUUCUUGCGGGAGGAAUAAAGGGCAGAGGUCCGACAGCUUUUCUCUAUGCGAUCGACAAGAGCAAUAUGACACAGUGGAGAUUCAUCUGUGAUCUGGUCGAACUAGGUCUGAAUCAUAAUAUUUCGCGCUGGUCUGGCAAUAUGGGGAUCAACUGGAAAUGUGCCAUUUUCGCCACGCUGGUUGACAGCGAGGGUAAUGUCCGUCGAGAGCUUGUCAUUGUGAGUGCAGAAGGAUCGGCACCUGCGAAGCAAGGUAUAUCCUCCAUCCAGCACCCACAGCAACACACACACUUUCCUCGCGCUGAACGCUCGCAACAAUGGAUGUGUGGCACGAUCAACAUUGUACGGAGGGCCGAUGGUACCCCGGUGCCGAAGCUACAAUACACCAUGGGAGGACGUUUCGAUCACGGCAUCGCCCAUGGCUUCCACUCCUUCAGGGACCCAAAGUCUUCGCGAACGGUAGUCUUCGGCCAGAUCACCGAAGAAGACUUGCCGCAGAAACUCGUCGACCGACAGAAUUGGAGCGGACUCAUCUCGCUUCCUAGAGAAGUAAAAAUCCAGACUAUGAAGCGCAUCAAGGCAGCUUUAGUCUCAUCGCUCACCGAAAUCACAUCCAUCGAAGCACAACCCGAGACUGGGAAUCAAGGCACAUACACAGUCCGUACUCUGAGCAUAAUUCCCGCCAAGAAUGUUGAGGCGCUGCGGCAAUCUACGCGCGAGAUCUCGAUACCCGGUAGCAGAAAUCUACGAAACCCAAGCGCCUACGAUGAUUCAUGCGUGCUAGAUGUACAGACUUGUCGAUUCGAGCUUUACUCCGUCUUCGGUGUUUCGAAUGCGUGCGAGCGAAUUGGCUUGUCCAUCCUUCAUACCCAGGAUAGAGAUCUCUCUAGCUCAACCACCAUUUCUCUCUUGACGGCUGAGGAGACGCUUUAUGUCAGCCGCCCAGACCUGAGGAAUGUGGACCCAGAUAUUAGCACCAUGCCUGAGACGGCACCCUUUACGCUGUUCGAGUCCGCAAAUGGAUCAAGGGAAAGGCUGGAGAUUCGGGCGUGGUUUGACGAGUCUGUAUUGGAGGUAUUUGUCAACGAGCGAUGCGCAAUCAGUACUCGUGUAUAUCCCGCCACGAAAAGAUGCUGGGGUGUUCGCUUCUGGGCCGAGGAUAAGGCGGGUUCUUCAACACUCGUGGAUGCCAGAGCCUGGGAUGGGCUGCGGGCCGAUAUACGUGUCAUGAACUGA
Molecule: messenger RNA, 1968 nt
Organism: Endocarpon pusillum Z07020
Lineage: Eukaryota; Fungi; Ascomycota; Eurotiomycetes; Verrucariales; Verrucariaceae
Exons: 1
Coding region: 1-1968 (655 amino acids)
Biological process (GO): sucrose catabolic process
Molecular function (GO): sucrose alpha-glucosidase activity
Source: RefSeq, a predicted model, not a curated record